Melampsora larici-populina 98AG31 is the source of this 198-nucleotide messenger RNA. RefSeq lists its product as uncharacterized. The transcript has a single exon. The record is from RefSeq and is a predicted model, not a curated record. Bases 1 to 198 code for a protein of 65 amino acids. NCBI's taxonomy places the organism in Eukaryota, Fungi, Basidiomycota, Pucciniomycetes, Pucciniales, Melampsoraceae.
AUGUGUCACACAGAGUCACACAGGUGUGACACAGAGUCACACAGGUGUGACACAGAGUCACACAGGUGUGACACAGAGUCACACAGGUGUGACACAGAGUCACACAGGUGUGACACUGUGUCACAAAGAUGUAACCCUGAGUCACACAUCUGUCACACUAAUCACAAAGAUGUAACUCUGAGUCACACAUCUGUGUGA